Rasamsonia emersonii CBS 393.64 is the source of this 1755-nucleotide messenger RNA. Its product is annotated as Serine protein kinase Sky1. Gene Ontology annotation, biological process: spliceosomal complex assembly; protein phosphorylation; regulation of mRNA processing. The record is from RefSeq and is a predicted model, not a curated record. Lineage: Eukaryota; Fungi; Ascomycota; Eurotiomycetes; Eurotiales; Trichocomaceae. The transcript has 5 exons. Gene Ontology annotation, molecular function: protein kinase activity; ATP binding. Bases 1 to 1755 code for a protein of 584 amino acids.
AUGAUGAAUGGAGGAGACUUCAAGAAGGCUGUGAUUAACAAGGGAAAACAGAUGGCCAGCGUCGCUUCCGCCGCCGCCAACGGCAACGGCGGCAAGAAGAGGAGGAAGGGCACCGAUCUCAAGCCCAUUGUUACCAACGAGACGCCGUCGCUGGCGGACUCGAGCACCGGGACUGUUCCCAGCCAGGGCGUUCCUCUCGCAUCUCCCCCGUCUCACCAGAAAGCCUCUUACGGCAUCCCCCUCUCCCGUUCGCCAUCGUCGUCGUCAGCUGACGAGCCCGAGACGACCGCCGACGAAGAGGACUCCGAGGACUACUGCAAGGGUGGCUACCACCCCGUCCACGUCGGCGAGACCUACAACAACGGACGCUACGUCGUCGUGCGCAAGCUCGGAUGGGGCCAUUUCUCGACCGUCUGGUUGUCGCGCGAUACCACGACUGGCAAGCAUGUGGCUCUGAAGGUCGUGCGAUCGGCUGCCCACUAUACGGAAACCGCCAUCGACGAAAUCAAGCUGCUGAACAGGAUUGUCCAAGCCAACCCGUCCCAUCCCGGGCGCAAGCAUGUCGUCAGUUUGCUGGAUUCAUUUGAGCACAAGGGGCCCAACGGCGUCCACGUCUGUAUGGUCUUCGAGGUCUUGGGUGAGAAUCUGUUGGGUCUGAUCAAGCGCUGGAACCACCGCGGCAUUCCGAUGCCGCUGGUCAAGCAGAUCACCAAGCAGGUGUUGCUCGGGUUGGACUACCUGCAUCGGGAAUGUGGUAUCAUCCACACCGACCUGAAACCAGAGAACGUCUUGAUCGAGGUGGGCGACGUCGAGCAGAUCGUCAAGACGUAUGUCAAAGAAGAACCAAAAGUGGAGAAAGAGGACAACCGUAAUGGCCGCCGACGGAGGAGGACUCUGAUCACCGGCAGCCAGCCGUUACCCAGUCCUCUCAAUGCCAGCUUCGGCCACCUGGACCAUCACAAGCAGGGUAGUUCUCACAACAGCCUCAAUCAGAUGGUCAAUGAGGCAUCUGGGUUGUCUAAGGAAACGAUUCCGGAAGAUGAGAAGCAGAAACAGCGGGAGAAGACCACGCUGCGUGUUAGUGAUCUGCUGGAAAGAGAAGUCUCUGGUAUCUCCUUGGACAAGAACUCCUCCGAGAAAUCCUCCAUGGAAAACCAUGGCGAUAUUAUAUCCGUUAAAAUCGCCGACCUGGGCAACGCCUGCUGGGUCGGCCACCAUUUCACCAAUGACAUCCAGACCCGGCAGUACCGGUCUCCCGAGGUUAUCUUGGGCGCAAAAUGGGGUGCCAGCACGGACGUCUGGAGUAUGGCUUGUAUGAUUUUCGAACUCAUCACGGGUGAUUAUCUCUUUGACCCGCAAUCUGGUACCAAGUACGGUAAAGACGACGACCACAUCGCCCAGAUUAUUGAAUUGCUCGGCUCCUUCCCCAAGUCGCUCUGGAUCUCCGGGAAAUGGUCGCAGGAGAUCUUCAAUCGCAAGGGCGAACUGCGCAAUAUCCACCGUCUGCGGCAUUGGGCGCUCCCGGACGUCCUACGAGAAAAGUACCACUUCUCGGCAGAAGAAAGCAAACAAAUCAGCGAUUUCCUGCUACCUAUGCUGGAACUCCUUCCAGAGAACCGUGCCAAUGCGGGUGGAAUGGCAUCGCACGAGUUUUUGAAGGGCACGCCGGGCAUGGAAUCCGUGGAUCUCGGCAUUCCACCGGGCACAAAAGGAGAGGGCAUUGAAGGAUGGGCGUGUGAAGUUAAACGGAGAUGA